AUGGACAUGGAAAGGUACUCCCUAGUCCCCAGAGAUCUAGAUGGAUUGAAGAAGGAAGUUCAGGUGCGGGUUUCCCCCAUGGAACUGAAAUUCCACGAUGCAGUAGCUGGAAGAAUUUACCGCUCACCAGUUACACUACACAAUCUUGGCCGCUGGAACCAGAAAAUCCGGUUUCAGGAGCCUAGCAAGCCACAGUUCAAACUGAUACUAACUAACUUGGAAAAGGAGCUUGCUUCAGGCCUACAUUUUACGGUGAUGAUAGAAUACCAUCCAAUUAAAAAUGAAGAGAUUUCUGACCAGUUAUUAAUCACAGUGGGAAACAAAGUAAUAGCGGUUCCUCUCAUUGGGUUGAUACCCUGUUGUCAGCUUGAAAUUGAACCAGUAGUUGAUUUCGGCACAUUAGUUGCUGACAGUACAGUAUAUUGUAAAGAGGUUCAUAUUGUUAACCAUGGGAAAGCUCCUGGUUUGUUUCGUACAGAUUACCAGGGCCAUUUGCCUAUACUCAUUGCUCCAACAACUGGUACUGUGAAACCUAAAUCAUUUGUAGUUAUCAAAGUGGAUUUCUGUGCAAACCAGCCCAGAAUUGUGAAUGAAGUAGCGAGAGUGCGUUUACAAGGUCGUCCUGAUAUACUUUUAAAUAUCAAAGUUCAUGUGGUUGAACAGAUUAUUGAAUUAUUUAACAUGAAUAAUAACAAAAAGUUGGAAUGUAUAAGAUUCGGUUCUGUUUUUUUUGGAACAUCAAAAAUUGAACAUGCAAUUCUACAUAAUAAUAGCCCUCAAACCAUAAAUUGGGUGGCAAUAAUGGAAGAUGAUUCUGUUGGGGAAGAAUUAGGUUCAAAUGUUCCAGAGAGAACAGAUAUUGCCUUAAAUAAUCUUGCUUAUUUAAACAAAAUAAAGGACAUAGAUGUUACUAAUUUUAUCUCAUGCAUGCCUAAUUCGGGGACUUUAUUACCAUAUGAAAAGAUUGUGAUUACAUUUUGUUUCAGUCCAAAGUUAGUAGCUGAUCGUAUAAAGGAUAUUGGGCCUUCGCAUAGGCAAGACUAUGCUCUCUAUGUAAGGUUUGAUUCAGUAGGUAGUAAAGAUGGCUUUUUGAGAGAUGAUGACUAUAAAACUAUCCAAAGUGAUAGGCAUCAAAAAGUGGAAUUAGCAUUGACAGGCUCAGGACUUCCUGUAGUAUUACAGUUUGAUCCAGGAAAUGUCCUUCAUUUUCCACCUUGUAAUAUGGGAGAACAUUCUGAUCUUAUGUGUAUUGUUCAAAAUCAGUCUAAAUCACUUCCUGUGAUGUACCGUUUUCAAAAUACUGCACAUUUUACAAUUGAUCCUGCAAGGGGAAAGAUUGAUGAAGGGUGUAUCCAGAAUGUGAUAUGUUCCUUUACUCCACGCCAAAUUGGAUCCUUCAAAGUACAGCAAAUAAUAGAUAUUAUUGGCCCAGUGGCAGAUGAAAAAUUAGAGUCUUUAUCAAUGAAACCAUUUCAUCAAAUAUAUUUAGAGUUCCAUAGUGUAUGCAAAGCUGUCACUAAGAAAGUGGUGAUGAAAAUUAAUCCUGGUUUAUCUCCUUUCGUCAGUAAUCCUAUUGGAAAGUUUGUAAUCAAAGAUUUGGCAAAAAAUAAGAAUCCUGUACCUGUAGCAAUGCUGCAAUCAGCCACAACAUGCCUGCAUAAUCAUCACAUAAAUGAAAAGUCCACAGCCAAUGCAUUGAUAGCCUAUCCCAAUGACCGACCUGGGAGUAUAAGGCCUGGAGAUCACCAUAAGACUUUCAGGACAAUUUUCACGAAGACUCCAAGACAUAAUUAUAUAGAUCAUGAAUAUGAAUAUACUAGCCUUGAACAAGAAAAAAAGAAAGCACAUCAAGACUAUUACACAAAAUAUAUUAGAAACUCAAGGAACAUUCGCCUACAGAAAGAAGCAGAGAGGCAACAUAUGUGUUCACAUAAUGACACAGACAUAGGCUUACAACCAGGGUCGGGCCUAAAGUCACCCCCUCUCUCAGUAGCUGAAAUAGAAGAGGUAAUACCUUUACCUCCACCAGAGUCUCCCAUCAAUGACACUCAGUUAUUAAGUACAAAGAAAAUGGCAUCGAAGGAGAUAGAGGCCCAACAUAAUAAGGUUCUCAAAGGACUUAAAUCAGAACCAUCCACUAACCAGGAGAAACAUGAGUGUAGCUUACAUUUGACACCAAAGCAAAUUCAUCAAGUAAUUGUUGGACCCUCAAUUCUGAACUUCGGUAAUAUCUGUGUGAGCUCUACAAACAUUCGUCAAUUGCAUUUUAUUAAUAUGCUCUCUAUGCAUGUUUUGGUCCAGUUAGAUGUUAACAUGGAAGAACUUCAGAAAACAAAACAAUUAUCAUUUGUAAUUCCACCCACAGCUAGUACUUAUGUUUCAAUGGUAUUUGAAUCCCAUAAAAUUGGAAAUUUUUGGAAGUCAUUUACAUUUACAGUCAACAGCAUUCCUGGUGGGCAUAUCCUGGUGAUGGCAGCUAUUACAGCAAUAAGACUUGAAUUAUCUUCUAAGGAGAUAUUAUUGAAACCCCAAGCUUUCUUAGUGAAAACGUGUUUUCGAGGGACAGUUAAAUUGCAUAAUCGCCAGAAUCUUCCUGCUCGGUUUGGAUGGCACCCAAUAAAUACAGAUAAAGGGGUUGCCUUUUCUAUUCGUCCAGCUAGUGGCAUCGUUGAUCCAUAUUGCUCACUGGAAUGUGAGGUAUCAUGGCAACCAACUUUUAAUUCUCCAGAGAUUGGGGAAUUUAUUCUUCAAGUUGUUGGUGGAAACACAUUGACAUUAAAAUGUGUUGCACAGGUAAUUAUCAUUUAA
Molecule: messenger RNA, 2808 nt
Organism: Dipodomys ordii (Ord's kangaroo rat)
Lineage: Eukaryota; Metazoa; Chordata; Mammalia; Rodentia; Heteromyidae
Exons: 16
Coding region: 1-2808 (935 amino acids)
Source: RefSeq, a predicted model, not a curated record